AAAACCCCCCAACAAAACCCUAGCUUGAAUCCAAAAUUGAAAUUCCAUCUCGAGAGUGAAAUGGGGAGAAUUCCACAGGCUUUCAAGAGGGUAGCCGCUCAAUCCCCGGUUUCCACUCUCCUCAAGGCCAAAACCUCUUCCGCUUUGCAAGAACAGAAAGCCCCUCCUCAUUCGCAGCGGAAGAAGAAUUUUCCCCAGAAAUAUCCCGUCGCCAAAAAUGAUUCAGCACCAAAAUCAACACUUCCGUCGCUCUUCUUCGAGUCUGCAAAUCUCUCCGACGCCAAAUCCCUUUUCAAUUCGUUCAUUUCCUCCACCACCGACGCCCCUUCCGACCCCAGCUUCUACAGUUCAAUCCUACAAUCAUUCUCCUCCAUUUCAUCGCUCCAAGAUUCAAUCUUUUUCCUCAACCACAUGGUGAAGCAGCACCCGCCCUUCUGCCCCAACCGCUUCACCUAUCACACACUUCUUAAGCAGGCUUGUUCCUCCGCAGAUGACCCGUCUCUCUCCGGUGUACACAAUGUGCUCAACCUCAUGACCAACAGCGGCUUUCCCCCUAAUCAGGUCUCCACAGACGUUGCCGCGAGGGCCCUCUGCGAAUGUGGACGAGAAGAGGACGCUGUCGAGCUCGUUAAGGAGCUCUCGACGAAGAAUUCGCCACCCGACACGUACACUUACAAUUUCAUGGUGAGGCAUUUGGUAAAGAAUAGGUCUGUGAGUUCUGCGAAUUCGUUUAUAACUGAUAUGAAAGAGUUUUGUAUAAAUCCGGACCUUGUUACGUAUACUAUAAUGAUUGAUAAUGUGUGUAACACCAAGAAUUUGAGGGAGGCGAUGAGGUUGUUGAGAGUGUUGAGUGAGGAAGGGUUCAAGCCCGAUUGCUAUGUGUAUAAUACGAUUAUGAAGGGCUAUGCGCAUUUGAGUCAAGGCAGUGAUGUGUUGGGAGUGUAUAAAAGAAUGUUGGACGAGGAGGUUGUGCCGGAUCAUAUUACUUACAACACUUUGAUAUUUGGACUCUCGAAAUCGGGUAGGGUUAAGGAUGCUAAGAAGUUCUUGCAAGUGAUGACUGAGAAAGGUCAUACCCCGGAUGCCAUUACUUAUACUUCGUUGAUGAAUGGAAUGUGCCGAGAAGGAGAUGCUUUGGGGGCAUUAGCGUUGUUGGGGGAGAUGGAACGGAAGGGGUGUAGUCCAAAUUCAUGUACGUAUAACACUUUGCUUCUUGGAUUGUGUAAGGGGCGGCAGCUGAAUGAAGGAGUGAAGCUGUAUGAAAUGAUGAAGAAAUGCGAUAUGAAGCUGGAAACUGGGUCAUACGGGACACUCUUGAGAGCAUUAUGUAGGCAGGGCAGAGCUGCUGAAGCUUAUGAGGUUUUUGACUAUGCCGUUGAGAGCAAAAGCAUACCAGAUGUUGCGGCUUAUUCGACGUUGGAAAGUACUCUUAAGUGGUUGAAGAAAGCCAGAGAGCAAGGCCUUGUUGUUUGACAAAAGCUGCUGGUGCUCUUUUUUUCUUUAAGAUAUUUAGUGUUCAUUCGAUAUCAACAAUACUUAACCUUUUUGUAGAAAGGCAUGGGAUACAUGUUCAGAGCAGCUUCUUAAAUUAUCCGCUAUAGUUCAGGUAAAUGCCAGCCUAGAUGGAAGUAUAGUUGUGAAUGUAUGCUACUGGAUUUAAGUGAUUAGUUGUAAUUAGACCUAGGUUCAUGCCUAGCACUUGGGUCUUAUUAGUGUUUUUCGUUGUUGUACAUUUACGUUGAUAGAUUAACCUCUAUAUAGUUUCCUUCUCAAGUUCAACGACUAACUUGGUGUUGCACUGUUGUGUGAUGUCCCCUUUGUCAGAUGGAUUUGAUGUCCAGAAACAUCGUCAUGAUUUCUAUUCAGUUGUUAUCAGCUUGCGUUGAUAUGUUUGUCAUUUUUUCUCAACUGCGCGACUAUGUUACUAUAAUUCAAAGGUGAGUUCCAUUAGUAAGACAGCAUAGACCGCCAAGUUCUUUAAGACCACCAAGAUUAAAGUAGACCGAGUGACAUGUGCCCAAUCGAUCAAGCGCAUUGAGAUACUUGCACGGUCUCAAUUUCUUAAAGUGAUGCAUUUUACUUAUAUAUGUUGCAUUACGGCAUGUAUCACCAACUCUGUAGUUUUAGCUUACAUUCGUCUUCGUCUCCACAGACAAUGCUCGUAAGAUCACAUGCUUGCUGUCUCGUGUCGCUGUAGUGGAGUAAUAAGCUAUGAACUGCUCCAUAUUGGUUGUAGUGGAGCUGCAGAAAUCUCAUUGUAGUGGUUUCUUGUAAGGUAGCCAUGAUCUAUAAAUCAAAUUGUCUUGAUUCGAUUC
Messenger RNA from Salvia hispanica, 2315 nucleotides. RefSeq names its product Tetratricopeptide repeat (TPR)-like superfamily protein. Lineage: Eukaryota; Viridiplantae; Streptophyta; Magnoliopsida; Lamiales; Lamiaceae. Gene Ontology annotation, molecular function: protein binding. The record is from RefSeq and is a predicted model, not a curated record.